This is a messenger RNA of Onthophagus taurus, 3079 nucleotides long. NCBI's taxonomy places the organism in Eukaryota, Metazoa, Arthropoda, Insecta, Coleoptera, Scarabaeidae. The record is from RefSeq and is a predicted model, not a curated record.
CAAAAUGGGGCCUCGACCAUCUUUGAUUCCGGACGACACCCCUCCGGUGGCUCAAAUCGAAGAAAAACCAACGCCUUCGAUUACACCCGUUUCAAAACCGGAACCGGGAAAACCUCCGAGUCGAGCCGGAGCUUGUCGCGUUUGUUUAAAAGCAUUCAAACCAGAUGAUUUUAGUAGAACGUGCAAAGAAUGUUCGCAAAGGGUUUGCGAAGAUUGCGCGAGUUACAGCCAACUCGGUGAAGACGAAAAAGCCUCAGAUUGGACUUGUAGCGUUUGUAGAAGAAAAUUACAAUCAAGAGCGGUGGUUCAACAAGAUUCAAACGAAAGUCUUUUAGAGAUACCGAUACAAGAGUUACAAAGGAGACACUCAGAAGCAAGAUUGGGUGGUGGAAGUAGUUUAAACCCGGGUUUAGGCGGCGGUUUAGCUCCUCCAAGAAGUACAGAACUUCGUAGACACUCAGACGUCUCUCCAACGUCGUUAAAAGAAUUAGAAAAGUUAAAGGGUGGUGCUCCGAAACAAUCAGAUUCUGAUUGGAGAAGAGGUGGUGGGAGGAGUACCGCAAGUAGUCGACAAAAUAGCCCACCUCGAGAACAAAGAGAGGCUCCAAGAUCAAGAAGAGCUAGUAGAGCAGUUGCGAGACAACACAGUUACGAUGAUGAGGUCAACAAAAAUAAUCCACCCCCACCCACAGACAAUCCAGGACUUGGAUUACCAGCUCCUAUGCCCAGAAGAGCAUCGGCGUACGACGUCUUCACCGUACCAGGACUCAGCACGGUAACCACCUCAAAUUUGGGAAGAAGAGCUUCAUUUCGAGCACCACCCCCUGAAACAAACAGCCCCCCAAGUCCCGAGUCAGGAGGACCAGCUUUAGCGCUACCUGAAGACGAUCGAAGGUCUCGCAGACGAGGAUCUCAAUUGCCCGACAUAGCAGCUUUACGAACCGUUCCUCGACCUGUACCAGCUUUAGAAGAUUUGGAAGCAACCCCGCGACGUCAAGCGUCCGUGGAUGCUGAAGCUAUCCGUAUUGUUAUCCACGAUGUAGAUUCUGGACCAGCAACGGCCGCUCAACGAAGAAUCGUUUUACGUCGAGAUCCCGCCGACAAAGCACAUAGAAAAGACUUAUCUCGUGGAUUUGGGAUGAGAGUUGUUGGUGGAAAAACCGGUGCUGAUGGGCGUCUUUUUGCCUACAUUGUUUGGACGGUUCCUGGUGGGGUAGCCGAAAAAUCAGGGCUUCAACAAGGUGACAAAGUUCUCGAAUGGGCCGGGGUAUCCUUAAUCGAUCGGUCGUUUGAGGAGGUUUGCGGAAUUAUGGAUCGUACGGGGGAUGUUAUUGAACUUCUGGUAGAACACGCAACCGAUUUACGUAUGUGCGAUCUGUUGGAUGACCCGAUACCACCCAGUAACAUUAAUAGGAAACCCUCGGAUGCAGCCAUUUCAGCACUGCACGUCGAACCUGAUCAAGAUAAGACACCUUCGUCUCCAACAAGACGGAAAUUGCCAAAAACACCGGAACAGUUAGCUAGAGAAAAAAUAAUUUCUGGGAGGAUUCAAAUUCAAGUUUGGUACAACGAUGAGCGAAGAGAAUUGGUCGUCUCCGUUUUGGCGGGGGAUGAUUUAGCGCUAAGAGAUGAUAGUUAUGGUUAUGGAAGUUUGCCCGAAGCUUACGCAAGAAUUUGUUUGAUGCCGAUGACUUCCGAGCAACAUUGCGUUCAAACUGAAGUGGCUCCACCAAGUCAAAACCCCAUUUGGAACGCAAAUUUAAAUUUCCCCGGCGUUCCAGGAGAAGAAUUAAUGGAUCGAAUGCUUGAAGUGACCCUUUGGGAUCUAAUCCCGCAUAAUGAGCACGCUUUCUUGGGAGAAUGCACCGUGGAUCUUCAAAAAGCCUUCCUGGAUGAUCGCGCGGUUUGGUGCCGAUUAGAAGAUCCCCGCCAAAUGCGGGGAAAAUCUCCUCACACUAGCCCAAGAGGAUCAAUAACUGGCACAAAUUUAAAUCGCCGCGGCGAAUUUGGAAUACAAAGAAGCGUCUCUGAUGAUGUCGAUUCAAUCGGGGAAUGUGCAAGUCUUCUUCACCCCGAUCACGCUUGGGGUUCCCGAAGAGGUUCAUCACAAUCAGAACAAUUAGAAGUUGAAGUUUACCAGUUAGGAAAAGAUUUUUCAAGAUCUUUACCCGGAUCGAGGCGAUCUUCGUUUCAAUCACCUCAAGAACAAAACGAAGAUGCUCCAGCUGCGCCUCCUCCCCCUUCGUAUUCGAGGGAUCGCCGAAGAAGUAGCUGCACGAAAAUGUUGAGAGAUCCCGACGAAAUUUUGAAAUCAUUAAAAGCGGUUAAAGGUGAACUCGGAAGGACGAUGAGCUUCACCGGGGAGAAGAGACACAGAAGAACUUCUGGAGCAUCGACACGUGAAUCAACGCGCAAAGAUAGCGUAGCCGAAGUGAUCGAAACCAAAGAAUCGCCACCUUCCAGCCCCGAAAGAACUUCCCCGCCCCGUUUAGGUCCCGGCCAAAUAAAACCGCGCGGUUUUCGAUUAUCAAGCAUUAGACCCGUUGAGCUUAAACUUGGGUUAUUAAUGACUAAGGGUCAAUUGGAAGUGGAGGUUGUCUGCGCGAGGCAUAUAACACCCCGAGAAACACCCCCGGAUACUUACGUAAAAUGUUAUUUGAGAGAUGGAGAGCGUUGGUUGCAAAAGAAAAAAACCCGAGUCAUGCGACAUUCUUGCGAACCCCAAUUUCGACAAACUUUAAAAUAUCAGGCGUGUGAUGUUUUAGGACGAACGCUUGUGGUGAUGUUAUGGGAAAGACAAGGAGGGUUCGAACAUAAUCAAGGGUUAGGAGGAGCCGAAGUCGCUUUAGAUAACUUAACGUUAACGCAUUUAACAACGGGGUGGUAUCCGUUGUUUCCGAUUCAUUCUUUGGGUUCCGAUUCGAACGAUUCACCUUGAUCUAUGAGUUUGAUGCGGAGAGCGAGCCGCAGUUGGAGAAGAGGGAGUGUAUGUCCUAUUGGGGUUGAUGUCGAUUUAGCAUCUUCACCACCGAUUUAAAUCUUUUUUUUUUAAGAAAAAAUAAAUAAUAGAGGACCAAAA